ACUCUCAGCACUCAGCCGUGGAUCUCAUUCCGGUGACGUCAUAGUUAUGCGACAACCAGCGGAGUUCCCUUCCUCCACGUGAUUGGCGCCGGGAGCAGCAGCGUGCGUGUCUGAGCGAGGCCGGAGACUUGAUUCUAGCAUCUACCCUGGCAGCAUGGCGGAUCAGCAGCGAGUGGUGUCGAGCGAUCUCUUCCCGCUUGUUCUCCGCUUCCUGCGGGACAACCAGUUCACCAACGCAGCUAAGGAGUUCAUCAAGGCCACAGGAGGGAAAGAUCAGGACUCAAGCCCAUCCUCUCUUCUGGAUAUAUACAGCGAUUGGUUGAAGUCACCAGAUUCAAAGAAAAGGAAACAUCCCAUCAAUGGUCUUCCUGCUAAGAAAUCUGCAGCGGAAUCCAGUAGCGAGGACAGUUCGAGUGAAGAAGAUGAGCCUCCUGCUAAAAAACAAGCAGUUACAGGAGGCAAAAAGCCAAUCGUCAAAGCUCUGCCUCCAAAGAAAGUCAAAAGCAGCAGUGAGGACUCCAGUGAUGAUUCGGACUCUGAAGAGGAAACUAAUAAGAAAGCACCUCCUAAAAAGGCCACACCCAAGCCAAAGGCAGUAAAUGCCAAAGUCCCACCUUCGAAAAAAGCAGAGGUCUCCAGCAGUUCAGAGGAUGAAGCACCAAAGAAAAAGCAAACUCCUGCCACCAAGCCCCCAGUACAGAAAUCUGCAGCAAAGACAACACCAUCUACAAAGGUGAGGAAGUCUGACAGCAGCAGCAGUGAAGAGUCAGAUGACAGCACACCAGCAAAGGCCACUGCUACAAAAACUCCUCCGGCUAAGUCCCCUGCAGCAACUAAACCCCCGGUGAAAAAAGCAGUCAGCGGGAAGAAAAGCUCCAGCAGCGACGACGACUCUUCCGACUCUGAAUGUGCAAAACCAGCAGCAAAGACUAAACCAAAGCCAGGUCCGUACAGUGCAGUGCCUCCACCCACAGUGGCAAAGAAAGAAAAUGUGAAUAAGUCUACCCCUAAGGCAAAUGCAAAGAAGGCAGAGCGUAGCAGUGAUGAGGAGGAGCAGCCCGCAAAGAAAGCCAAAAUGACUCCAGGGAAAUCUGCAGCUGCAUCAGCCAAGCCUGUGGCUAAGAAAAAGAAAGCGAAAUCGAGUGAUUCAGACUCAAGUGAUGAAGGUGAGAAGACAUCUAAGCCAGUAGCAAAAGUAACACCCGGGAAAAGUGCCUCAACUCAGAAAGUGACACCCGCAAAGAAUGGCGCACAAGCCAAAAAGGAAUCCAGUUCUUCUGACAGCUCUGACUCAAGUGACGAUGAAGUUAAGAAGGCUCCAGCCAAGCCUGCAGCAAAAACUACACCUGCAAAGGCUUCUGCAAAAGUGGCCACUUCAAAACCUGCUGCCGCUAAGAAGGAUUCCAGCUCCUCUGACAGCGACGAUUCAAAUGACGACGAAAGCAAGAAGACUCCGGCUAAGCCAGCAGCAAAAACUACACCUGCAAAGACUCCUGCAAAACCGGCCACUGCUAAAAAGGCUGCCAGCUCUUCAGACAGCUCCGACUCAAGUGACGAUAACAGUAAGAAGACUCCGGCUAAGCCAGCAGCCAAAUCUACACCUGCAAAGACUCCUGUGAAACCCAUUGUAGCUAAAAAGGCUUCUAGCUCUUCUGAUAGCUCCGACUCAAGUGACGAUGAUAAAAAGAAGACUCCGGCUAAGCCAGCAGCAAAGACAACACCUGCUAAGGCUGCUGCUAAACCGGCCCCUGCAAAACCUGCGACAGCUAAAAAGGCUGCCAGCUCUUCUGACAGCUCUGACUCAAGUGACGAUGAUGGAAAGAAGACUCCGGCCAAGCCAGCAGCAAAGAGUACACCUGCAAAGGCUGCUGCAAAACCUGCCACUGCUAAAAAGGCUGCCAGCUCUUCCGACGACUCUGACUCUGACAGCGAAGAAGAUAAGAAAGCUGGAAGCAAAAUUACUCCCAAACAGCCUUCUGCAACUAAGCAAUUACCAGUGAAAAAAGCCAAAAAUGAGAAAAAGACCCCUUCAAAAACUAUCACCCCCAAGGCUGCUGCACAAGUGAAAGGCAAGGCUGCAGCAAAGGCCAGUAGCUCAGACUCUGACAGCUCAAGUGAUGAGGAAGAGAAAGCUGGUAAAGUAGUAAAAUCUCCUGCUGCUGCUAAGAAACCAGUUCCUGUGAAUAAAACAAAGGCCAGUAGUAGCUCCUCAUCAGACAGUUCCAGCGAUGAAGAUGACAAAGCUAAACAAACCGCUGUGAAAAAAGGGGCUGCAAAACAGAAUAAAACAAUCGCUAAAAAGGACGGUUCUGAUUCUACAAAGAAAAACACCCCUUCUAAUACACCAAAGGCAGCAGCCAAGAAAGCAGAAGAGAGUUCAGAGGAAAGUUCUUCCAGUGAGGAAGAAGGUAAAGAAAAUGGUCAUUCUGGUAAGAGAAAAAGAGUAGAAGAUGGAUUGACUCCAGAGAGUAAAAAGAUACAAGUCAAAACUCCAAAUACGUUCCCCAAGGCUAACAAGAAGGAAGUUCACAAACCAACCCCAUUCCGAAGAGUAGCUGAAGAGGAAGUUGAGAUUGAUCCUAGAGUUGCUAAUAAUUCAUUUGAAGCAAAGGCAGGAUCAAGAGGAGACUGGGGAGAAAGAGCCAAUAAUGUUUUAAAAUACACAAAAGGAAAAUCUUUCCGUCACGAAAAGACAAAGAAAAAACGGGGCAGUUAUUGUGGAGGGGCAAUUUCCACAUCUGUUAACUCCAUAAAGUUUGACAGCGAAUGAACUGAACAUGAAUUCUUUGUUGAAUAUAAUUUAUGAAUCACCUCUAAAACCUUAUGGACCGGAUACUUUUACUUGUAUGUGACCAUUAACCUGUUUGUGCAUAUUUUGUUUUAUCACAGGCUCAGAAAUGUUUCCGAUUGUGUUCAAAACCUCAUUUACUGUAUUUUUUUUUUUUUUUAAUAAACUGCCAUCCAAUCACAUUAAAAAUGGUU
Molecule: messenger RNA, 2982 nt
Organism: Pseudophryne corroboree (corroboree frog)
Lineage: Eukaryota; Metazoa; Chordata; Amphibia; Anura; Myobatrachidae
Gene: NOLC1
Product: nucleolar and coiled-body phosphoprotein 1
Exons: 19
Coding region: 155-2770 (871 amino acids)
Cellular component (GO): nucleolus; nucleoplasm
Molecular function (GO): protein binding
Source: RefSeq, a predicted model, not a curated record